ACCGCUCCGGGCGCUGCACCGCGCCGAAGGUGAUACUGUCACGAUAGGAGAUGUAUCAUUUAAACUCAAAACUCCAAAGAACCCAGAACUUGUGCCACAGAAUUACAUUUCAGAUUCUUUGGGUCAAUCUGUCGUCCAUCAUCUAAGAUGGAUAAUGCAGAAAGAUCUUUUGGGGCAGGAUGUUUUUCUUAUAGGUCCCCCUGGGCCCCUUCGUCGAUCCAUUGCCAUGCAGUAUCUGGAGCUGACCAAGCGGGAGGUUGAGUAUAUUGCACUAUCCAGGGACACUACAGAAACUGACCUCAAACAACGCAGAGAGAUCCGGGCUGGGACUGCUUUUUAUAUUGAUCAGUGUGCAGUCCGUGCGGCUACAGAAGGGAGAAUCCUUGUGUUGGAAGGCUUGGAGAAGGCAGAGCGGAACGUCUUGCCAGUGUUAAACAAUUUGUUGGAAAACCGGGAAAUGCAGCUUGAGGAUGGACGAUUUCUUAUGUCUGCUGAACGCUAUGACAAACUGUUACAGGAACAUACUAAAACUGAGUUAGAUGCAUGGAAGAUUGUUAGAGUCAGUGAAGAUUUUCGAGUGAUAGCAUUAGGACUUCCAGUACCGAAGUAUUCUGGUAAUCCAUUGGACCCUCCUCUUCGUUCUCGAUUCCAAGCCAGAGAUGUUUAUUAUCUACCCUUUAGGGACUGUCUUCAGCUAUUAUACUCAGUUGGAUCCAACAUUUCUGCAGACAGAAUUUCUCAGCUCUUGUCUUUUGCUGCAACUCUUUGCUCCCAAGAGUCGUCAACACUGGGGCUUCCAGAUUUUCCAUUAGACGGUUUAUCUGCUGCAGUUCGGAUUAUGGAUUACUUUCCGAUGAUGUCAAUCCAACAUCUAAUCAAAUGGCUUUACCCUUAUAAUGUUUUCCUGGGAAAAGAAGGUAGGACUGCAGUUGAAGAUGCAUUAAAACGUUUUAAACUAAAGGAUUCUGGAAGCCAUUUGUGUCCCAGUAGUAUUACAAAAGUGGAAAGUGUACAAGGAAGCAAGACCUUACAGGCUGAUGUAACUGUCCAGAUUGGUGAAAAAGAAGUUACAUUCCAGGUUCCAGCUGGAACUAGACCAUUAAACCUGUAUUCUGGAUCAGAUACUUUUAUAAAGACAUCCAGUCAUAAGCAGCUCCUGGCAGAAAUGAUGCAGUCACAUAUGGUUAAGGAUAUGUGUUUAAUUGGAGGAAAAGGCUGCGGCAAAACAGUUAUUGCUAAGGAAUUUGCCGAUAUCCUAGGAUACAACAUAGAACCUAUCAUGCUGUAUCAGGAUAUGACAGCUCGAGAUUUGCUGCAGCAAAGGUAUACUCUACCUAAUGGAGACACUGCUUGGAGACCAUCUCCGCUUGUAACUGCUGCCCUGGAAGGGAAGCUUGUUAUUCUUGAUGGUAUUCAUCGUGUCAACCCUGGCACCUUGGCUGUCCUACAGAGGCUAAUCCAUGACAGAGAACUAACUCUGUAUGAUGGCACCAGGUUACUACGUGAAGACAGGUAUCAACAGUUAAAAGAAGAUUUGCACCUCUCAGAUGAGAAACUUCAGGAAAGGUCUAUCUUUCCGAUCCACUCCUCAUUCAGAAUAAUUGCCUUGGCGGAGCCACCUGUCCUUGGAAGUAGCACACAACAAUGGCUGGGCCCAGAGCUUUUAACUCUGUUUCUCUUUCAUAAUGUGAAAUCCUUAACCAAGAAUGAAGAAUUUCAAGUUAUUAAAGAAAUGAUUCCAAAUGUGCCCAAAGUUGCAGUAGAACAGUUGUUAUCAUUAACACACAAGCUUCGGAAAACUAAUGACCCCACCGCACAGUCACUGGCAUCAUCUUUAUCCACACGACAGUUAUUACGAAUUUGUCGACGGCUAUCUCAGUAUCCAGAUGAAAGUCUUUAUCAUGCUGUCGAUAAGGCCUGUCUCUCCAGGUUUUUGCCAAACCUUGCAAGAUCAGCUUUGCAUAAAAAUUUGCUGGAUUCUGGGAUUGAGACAAAUCCAGAUGAUAUAAGGAAACUGGAGGAGAAGAAUUAUAGUUAUGAAGUACAUAAUGAUAUUCUGAAGAUAGGGUCUACCAGUAUGCCGAUCUAUAACCCCAGUGAGAAAAUGAAAGUGCCUGAUGUUCUGUUUUAUGAAAACACCCAGCACAUGAUGGUGAUGGAGGAUAUGCUAAAGGACUUUUUGCUGGGAGAACACCUGCUUUUAGUUGGCAACCAGGGUGUGGGAAAAAACAAGAUUGUUGACAGAUUCCUUCACCUGUUAAACAGACCUAGAGAAUAUUUACAGCUUCAUAGAGAUACUACUGUACAGAGCCUUACCCAGCAGCCUUCAGUUAAAGAUGGUCUUAUUAUGUAUGAAGACUCACCACUGGUGAAAGCAGUCAAGUCAGGGCAUAUCCUGGUUAUUGAUGAGGCAGACAAAGCUCCAACAAAUGUUACCUGUAUUUUAAAAACUUUAGUGGAAAGUGGAGAAAUGAUUCUGUCAGAUGGGAGGCGCCUUGUUGCCAAUCCUGCUACUGUAGAUGGGAGAGAAAAUGUAAUAGUAAUUCAUCCGGAUUUUAGAAUGAUAGUUCUAGCAAAUAGACCUGGAUUUCCUUUCUUGGGAAAUGACUUUUUUGGCACCCUAGGGGAUAUUUUUAGCUGCCAUGCUGUUGACAAUCCCAAACCACAGUCAGAGCUUUCUAUGCUUAAACAGUAUGGUCCUGAUGUUCCCAAGCAAGUCCUUCAGAAACUGGUAGCUGCUUUUGGAGAACUGAGGAGCUUGGCUGACCAAGGAAUUAUUAACUAUCCUUAUUCAACCAGAGAAGUUGUGAAUAUCGUAAAACAUUUGCAGAAAUUUCCAACCGAAGGGCUUGCAGAUGUGGUACGAAAUGUAUUUGACUUUGACUCCUACAACAAUGAAAUGCGUGAGACUCUUAUCAAUACUUUGCACAAACAUGGAAUACCUAUUGGAGCAAAACCAACCAAUAUACAGCUGGCUAAGGAGCUACCAUUGCCAGAUCAUAAAUUUAUGGGCUACUGGAGAGUUGGUCAGUCAGGGAAUGCACAGCAAAAACUGCUGUGCCCAACAGAAACUCAGCAUGUAAAUGUAAAGGGCCCAGUAUAUUUAAACAUUCAGGGAUUUCCAUUGGAACGGCACGAAGCUAGGUCCCUCAGUUUCACAGAAGAACUUGCUUUUUGGACCCUGCCUUUGAAUGAAGUGAACUUAGUCUGUGACAUCGCUGUAGCACAAGAAGAAGAGGCUGACAAUAUUCUUUAUGUGGCUACAUGCAAUCCGAUUUCUUUAUAUUUUAUGAAUGUUUCCAGUAAAAAUGGAUACUUUGUAGAUUUUUAUGACCUUUUCCCAAGAACAGUUGGAAGUAUGUGGCAGCCCUUUGUGACUGUGGCCCCACUGGGAAAUCCACUGAAAGGUCAAGUGAUUCUACAUGAACAGCAGAGUAAUGUAGUCUUGUUGCUGGAUACAAACAAUGGGACCAUUCGUCGACUUUUAUUCUCACCAGAAGCUGAAGAAGCUCCUAAGAGAAUGUCCUGGUGGGGCAACAAGGAAGAACUGAGCAAUCACAAAAUGUGCAGAGAGUUUUCACAUAAAAACUGGCUGGUGUUCUACAAAGAAGGAGGAAACCAUCUUACUGUGCUGGAUGUACUGGAGGGUCAGACUCAUACCAUCUCGCUACCUAUCAAUCUCAAAUCUGUUUUCCUAGUGGCUGAAGAUCGUUGGCUUGUGGUGGAAAACAAUACAAAUCAGAAAUUUCUUUUAACCAAGCAAGUGCAUAUGGAAUCUGAAGAGAGUGGAGUUUGUCAGCUGCAUGUGUUGAGUGACGAACCAGUUGACACAGGAUUUGGUUUAACAGCAGCAUCAGAAUUGUGUGUGCCACAUGCAGUAUCAAGUGACCAGCUAUCUUCAGAAAAUCUAAGUGUGGCUGUGGGACAAAAGAUCAGCUCUCCCAACAGAAUGAUCUCGGAUGAGCAUAAUUAUGCUACCAUUGUUGUUGGCUUCCCAGAUCUUAUGUCUCCCAAUGAGGUGUACAGCUGGAGGAGAAGAUCUUCUUUGGGCAGCAGGCAUGCUUCUCCUUCUGAUCCCUUUUACUAUGGAGGACUCAGGAAAACUGGAGCUCCCAAACAAAUCAAUUGCAUGGCUUUAUUGGCUUCAAAUCAGGUAGUCAGAAUUUUAGCACCUGGAGACGUGCCUUUGAAGGAGAUUUACCCAAAAGAUGUCACUCCUCCACCAACAGCUGGGUAUAUGGAAAUAACAGACCUAAACUCAAAAAAACUUAAAUACAUCCCUAUUCCUAGGUCAGGAUCUCUUUCACUAUAUACAUCAUGGCUGUCAAAGAUUUCAGACACAGAUGUUCUGUUGGCACCACUGGGCAAAGUAGGCUUGGUUACCGUGGACAUGGGAGGCAGUGUCAGACUUUGGGAGACAGGACUUGAUAGUCUACAGCGCUCUCUGCAGGACUGGAGAAAUAUGAUUGGACAAGAGGAUGGUAGACCCAUGCAGAUAACCAUCGAGAGAGACAGUGGUUUGGAUGUGAGCUCCCCUAAGCAUGGAAAGAUAGAUCAAGACAACAUGCCUCAUGUUGGUGGGAAUACCUGGGCUGGUGGAACAGGUGGGAGAGACACAGCAGGGCUGGGCGGCAAAGGUGGGCCCUAUCGACUGGAUGCUGGUCACAAGGUUUACCAGAUAUCUCAAGCUGAGAAAGAUGCUGUUCCAGAGGAGGUGAAGAGAGCUGCAAGGGAAAUGGGUGAAAAGGCUUUUAAACACAGAUUAAAGGAGAUCAAGAUGAGUGAAUAUGAUGCAUCUACUUACGAAAGGUUCUCUGGAGCGGUCCGACGGCAAGUUCAGUCACUCCGAAUCAUUCUAGAUAAUCUGCAGGCCAAAGGUAAAGAAAGGCAAUGGGUGAAACACCAAGCUGUUGGAGAGCUAGAUGAUGCCAAAAUAAUUGAUGGACUGACCGGAGAAAAGGCCAUUUAUAAACGAAGGGGAGAACUUGAGCCACAGCCUGGGAGCCCCCAGCAGAAGCCUAAAUGUUUACGCCUGGUAGUAGAUGUUUCUGGCAGCAUGUACCGCUUUAAUGGGGUUGAUGGUCGACUGGAGCGCUCUAUGGAGGCUGUCUGCAUGGUCAUGGAAGCCUUUGAGAAUUACGAGCACAAGUUUAAGUACGAUAUCGUUGGACAUUCAGGCGAUGGCUUCAACAUUGCGUUGGUUGGGUGUGACAAAGUUCCUAAAAACAAUAAGCAAAGAUUAGAGAUUCUGAAGAUAAUGCACGCACAUGCUCAAUUCUGUAUGAGUGGAGACCAUACACUGGAAGGGACAGAGCAUGCUGUUCGUGAAAUUGCCAAAGAAGAUGCUGAUGAGUACUUUGUCAUAGUCUUAAGCGAUGCAAACUUGGAGCGAUAUGGUAUCCCACCAGCAAGGUUUGCCCAGGCCUUGACACUCAACCCACAAGUGAAUGCCUUUGCUAUAUUCAUAGGAUCCUUAGGAGACCAAGCAGACAGGCUGCAGAGGACACUACCAGCAGGCCGGUCUUUUAUUGCCAUGGAUACCAAGCAGAUCCCACAGAUCAUGCAGCAGAUCUUUACAUCCACCAUGUUGUCAAGUGCCUAAGUGUCCUUACUGCCAUUGCUGUAAGGAUGUAAGAAGACUUAGACAACCUAGCAAGCUCCAUUGUUAAUUUGUUUCAUCACCAAUGAAAAUACAUUUUUCUCAUAGUAAUUGACCCUGGCACAAGAAAUGAGAAGUGUAAGGAAGAACACUCUCUCUGAACGGCUUAGCGGAAGCCGUGCUACUUUGCUACAACUGAUGAAACUACACAGAAGAGCCCCCUAGCUUUUUUGGAGUGUGGUGGAAACAAGUCUGUUACUCUCUUUUUAUGAAACAAAGUUGUAAAGAGUCCAAUUUCAAAUCACACUAUGCUGCAUUUUUGUAGCGUUGCCCUUUUCCAUCCUGUCAAUCCUACAAAAGCAUUGGGCCUAAUCUUGUAAAUUUUCAUUUCAAUAUGAGACCAUUGAAGAUGUUCAUCACUUCAGAGAAUUCUUUGCUUCCCAGGAUCAGAUGUGCCUUCUUAACUUCCACAGGCUCUGUCUUUAUUAAAUUGAAGUGAUUCUUUCCAGCUGGAAGUUCAGGCAUUUUCAAAUAUUAUAUCUGAAAUAGAAUGAUUUAAAAGCAGACUAAACAAACUUUCAUGACUCUCUAUACUUCAGAAGCAGUGGUAUUCUUGUGUGUUUUGUUUUGUUUUUCUCGAUCUAAUUUUAAACAACUGCAAACUUUGACCUACAAGAACAAUACACUUUGCCCAAAUAUUGUGAAGCCAUUGUUCAAACUAUACAGAUAAAUCUAACUCAAAAUAGAUGCUACUUUGAUAGUCUGGGCAGUUUUUAAAUGCAAUUGUCUUAAUUUAUUGAGCCUGUUAAUGGAAAACACGUUUUCAAAUAAUUGUUAGUAUUGUUAUGAUAAUUCCAUCCAUGAAAAUAAAGAAGUUAAAGUUGGAAUUCCUCUUUGGAGAGAAGAGUAAAUAAGGAAAAUCCUUUGGCUGAAAUUAAAUAAAGAUCCACCUUCAGCUAGGUACUAUUAAAAUGUGUAAUGCAUAUCUGAAAAUAUAGCACCUGCUUUAGAUCUGUAAGCACAUUGUUGUAUUGAUGAGAACCCAUUGGUAAUCACUUGACUGCCUUUAGUGUCAAAUUUCAGUCGUAUUUGUUUAACAUGCAUUAGUUUAGAUCCAAUUUUGAACUAACGUUAUAAAAAGAUGAUUUUAAACAUAAAUAUUUAAGCUGACAGUGUAUAUAACAUACCUCAGAUUUAAAAAAAUCAAGAUUUCUUUAUUAUUGUACUACUAAAGCUUCUUUUGCACUAGUCAGCUUUAUUUUUGUUUCCAAGUAGUAUCUAUUCCAUUUUACUUUCAGAUUCCAUGUACUAAUGAAUGCUGCCCUGUUUGCAACCCAUAUACUUCAGGGGAAUGGUAAUGGGUUUUUUUAAGCAGCACUGAGUGGAACUUGAGACAAAAAACACGCAAUGAUAUGAUUUCAUUUGGGUUCUGGAAGGGGUUUAUUUUUACAAGACUGAAAUUGUGGGCCAUAUUUGACCUGACAGGGCUCCUUUAAAUUGUUAUAAUACAGUGAAAAAUUUCCCCUGGGCUCCUUUCUCUCUGCCUUUCAUCUCUUCAACAUCCAUCUGUUUAGCACUGAGGAAUCAAAGUAACAGCUAUGUUUUUUUCACUUCCCAGAAAAACCUACAAUAAUUUUAUUCAAAUGUUCAGCCCAUUAAUAUAAGAAUCUAGCAAGCUCACAAUGGUCUUCAGUGUUCCUGAGCAUGGCAGAGCUUUCAAGUAGACAUUUAAGUUCUGUUCACUUAAGCAUGUCAAUUAGCUGGUCAUGGACAUACUGGAUCACAGCUAUUGGACAGGUUGUAGUCUUCCAUUUGUUUACAGCAUAUGUACCAAUGACCCUCCUAAACCACCAUUUGAUUUAGUCAGACUUUUCUUUGUAUUAAAAGGGUAGACAGCACUUUUCAGCUAUUCUCACUGUUUAGUAUAAACACCUUAAACGUUUGAACCCUAUAUGUAUUAUUUAUGGAAAUGUCAUUACUUCAUUAAAUGGGUAUCAUUUUAGGGUUCUGGCCUGCUGCCACUGAUCACAAGUCUCCGCAUUCUUUAUUUAAAUAAUUAAACUACCUCUAUUAAUGCAUGUCUUUAUAUAUUUCAUUCAAGAAAUUAAGUGUGUAUAUAAUGAAAUAUGUGUUUCUUUUUCAUUUCACAUAGCUUGAGAUAGUUUGUAUUUAUUACCAUCAGGGUUAUAAUUUAAACAGUAUUGCUGGAAAGAGUAUAAAUAGGAUAAACUAAAAUUUUGCUGGAACAUGCAGAGGAUAUUAAAUAAGUACCAGUACAUUUAAAUAAAAUGCUUGUGAGGCAUUGUUGCACAAAUACAUGUGAAGUGGUUCUGGUGCUAGGGUUAAGUGUGAAAAGACUUAAGAUCAGGGCAACCAAGCAGUCAUAGUACAAGCUGCCUAUACAGAUGCUGGUUCAUGUUUUAAUUAGCAAGUGUUGGAGCAGACUUGAUUAACUGAGUCUUCUCUACGCUCCAAUUAAAGCACUCUAGCAUCACACCCCUAUCAUGUCUAUUAAGCAUCUGUGCAUUUUAAAAUAGGUGCCAGGACAUUUUAGCUAAACCUCAAUGGAUAAAGUUUAGCUAAAGCAUCCUGUUACCAUUUUUAAACAUGCAGGGACUUAACAGAUGCAAUGAUGAGGCUUUUUAAUUAGAGUGGCUCUCUGGGAACCACUCUAAUUAAAACACUUUCCUCCCCAGCCCGCACACUCCUCAGCACAUGUACAGGCAGCCUCAGCUUUGUAUUUCAGCUUUGUAUUUUGACAUUUAAAGUCAGGCAUCUCUAGCUUUGUUUCCUUGGCAGAUGUUGUGCCUAAAACAUUGUCAGGAAUGUAAUACCAUAGCUCAGGGUCUAAUGUGGUGACAUAACAUCUUAAUUUCUGAUUUAAUAUAUGUGUUAAUAUAUGCAUUGGAUAUGGGAGUUUAUUUGCAAACUAUAAAAUAACUUCACUGCUGAUGUAAGGUUAGAAACAUAACUGAUGUGAAAGCAGUAGAGUUAGUUUUUUAUGCAGUGAUUUUUUAAAAAUCAUUAAUUAAAUAAGCUCAACUAAUAAAAAUCAUUUUGUGCUAUGGUUGUUUUUGCCCACUGUCUACUCAUAAACAGUUAUAAUACAUUGGAGGAUGUAGAUACAGUUAUAAUACACUGGAGGAUGAUUAACUUGCUGAGAAAUAAAUUACAUUUAUAAACAUAUACUGAAUCCAGAAAGAUAUACAAGCAUCAAUAAAGUUUCCUUUGAAAUUGUUA
Messenger RNA from Alligator sinensis (Chinese alligator), 8839 nucleotides. It is a transcript of the gene VWA8, whose product is annotated as von Willebrand factor A domain containing 8. Gene Ontology annotation, cellular component: cytoplasm. Lineage: Eukaryota; Metazoa; Chordata; Crocodylia; Alligatoridae. The transcript is spliced from 46 exons. The record is from RefSeq and is a predicted model, not a curated record. Gene Ontology annotation, molecular function: ATP binding; ATP hydrolysis activity. Bases 155 to 5602 code for a protein of 1815 amino acids.